Molecule: messenger RNA, 1164 nt
Organism: Morchella sextelata
Lineage: Eukaryota; Fungi; Ascomycota; Pezizomycetes; Pezizales; Morchellaceae
Exons: 13
Coding region: 1-1164 (387 amino acids)
Biological process (GO): transmembrane transport
Cellular component (GO): membrane
Molecular function (GO): transmembrane transporter activity
Source: RefSeq, a predicted model, not a curated record
AUGUGCGAAAAAAUGCAGCAAGAACAACGCGAUAUUGAAACAGCCAUCGAGAUACAUGUAGAGAGAACACCAAAGCGUGGAACAUGGAGAGAACCACGACGAAAUAUAUUUCGCCUGUUCUCAACAUAUUUGGGAUUUCUCAUAUACGGGAUGAAUGAUAGCACUGUGGGGGCACUUCUUCCUUCUAUUGAAAUUUAUUAUGGACUCAACUACACAACUGUGUCUUUGAUAUUCUUGGCUCCAGCCAUUGGAUGUGUCCUUGCCGCCUUCUUGACAAACCGUCCUCAUUCAAAAAUCGGCAGGCACGGCGUGGGGCUUUUGUCAUGUGGAUCUUAUACCAUCGCAUACGCAAUUGUUUCGUUUCAUCCGCCAUUCCCAGUGAUAUUUCUAUUGUACAUCAUUACUGGCUUCGGGAGCGGGCUGAUAAACGGAUUAUGGAAUUCAUAUGUCAGUGGAUUAACUAACUCGAGUUCAUUAUUGGGGUUCCUUCACGGCUUUUUUGGAAUAGGCGCAACAAUCAGCCCAAUUAUCGCUUCAAAGUUAGUGGCGAGUGGGAUCCCCUGGUACAAGUAUUAUUACAUACUCACUGGCCUCGGUGCUAUGACAACUGCAAUACUCGUAACAGCGUUUUGGGAAGAAACGGGCCCAGUGUACUGUCAACAGCACGCUGAUUCAUCCGGAAUGACUGGAGGACGGACUUUGAAAGUUAUCAAGAGCAAGGUGACUAUACUACUAUCAGCUUUUAUGCUGUUAUAUUUGGGAUGUGAGCUCUCAAUUGGAGGAUGGAUCGUAACAUUCAUGAUACGUGGGUUUAAAAUUUUUAACUUUAGGUCGAUUUGCGCUUGGCUCUGUUUCUGGUUAAUCCCACAAUUCGUUGUAUCUGCCGCGAUGGUGGCUAUGAUCGGGUUUUUCAUUGGAAUGCCAAUACCAGCAGCGAUUGUUGUCGUCACAAAGACUCUUCCACCAGAGCUUCAUGUGAUUGCUGUUGGAUUCUCUACGGCAUUUGCAGUAUCUGGCUCAGCAGUCGUACCGUUCGCUGUGGGAGCACUUGCACAAAGCAAAGGAGUUCAGGUCUUACAGCCAAUAAUUGUAGCUUUAUUAGCUGCACAGCUUGGAUUGUGGUUCUUCGUGCCAAGGGUUGCGGAAGGGAAACAAGGUGGGUAA